AUGGCAUUCGCUGGAAAAGAUCCACUAAGAGCUCCAAUAUCUCUUGCUCUAGACAAUAGAGAUGACCAAGAAGGGAACCAAGAUGAGCCAAUGGAAGAGGCUGAGGAAGAGCAAGAGGAGGAUGAGCUCCCCAUGUACCAAGAGCACUACAAUGCUCUCUUCUCCAUGGACUUUGUGGAGACCAAGUACCCACAUGAUGACACCAUGAGAGAUCUUGGAUCUUUGAGGAUGUGGAGUUGGUGCUCAAGAACAUGCAAUUGGGGAAGUUCUUCUCUCACCGCAUGGAGUCUUACAAGGAGUUGA
Microthlaspi erraticum is the source of this 303-nucleotide messenger RNA. NCBI's taxonomy places the organism in Eukaryota, Viridiplantae, Streptophyta, Magnoliopsida, Brassicales, Brassicaceae. The record is from the annotation of a GenBank genome assembly.